Molecule: messenger RNA, 1396 nt
Organism: Lolium perenne
Lineage: Eukaryota; Viridiplantae; Streptophyta; Magnoliopsida; Poales; Poaceae
Source: RefSeq, a predicted model, not a curated record
GUGAAGUAACAGAGAGAAAGCGAUGGACAAGGAUCCAUCCAGAAUUUUCCCCAAGCUCGCUAUCCAUGGCUGCCCCUCUCCUCAAAUCCUAACACUAAAAAUCCAAUUCAAACAAUAAGGCCUCCGUCGUGCUCUCCGGCAAGAGCAGGUACGCCGUCAAGCGCAGAGGUACGGCGGAGUAUCCCUGCGUGAAGCGGCUCCGUGAGCGGCGCCUCCUCUCCUUCCUGCAGGACCAAGGCUUCCACGGAGCCUUCGAAGCGCUGAUCGACGAAACUCCGGCGAUCUUCAGCGUGCGGCACAUACGGCUGCUGGUGGAGCAGGGCCGGUGGGCGGACGCCCUCAGGUACCUCAACGCCUACCUGCCGCCGCUCGUCAAGAAUCACACGAGGAGCCGCCGCGCCCAGAUCUUCCAUAACUUCCUAUGGAUGCACUACCGCUUCGCCAACGCUGUCGCCGGCAGGAGGGAGAAGCAGGAGUACCUGGACAGGCGUUACGGAAAGAACUCGAGGAGCUCCAGCCAUAUGCCGAGCUCAGGUUCCGUCGUAUCGCCUACACCAUACUUGCCUCAGAGCCCCACCAGCUCGUGGCCACCUACGACUGGAACCAAGUGAGGCAGCACGCGUCGUUUCUAGUCGACUAUUUGGCCAACACUACGCCAGAGCUCAGACGCUCAAUGCCAUUGCCGUCCCGCUACAUGAUGCCGCAGCAUGUACUUCCAAUUGGAUCCGGCCGUUUGCACUGGAGGGGGCAUCGCCUAGUGAAGAAACAAGGUCCCAAGAAGCCAGACACAGAAGCUAUCCUAGUGGCCUUGAAGAGCCUCUACAGGGAUCCAAGAGCCGAGUCAAACAAUGACGCGCUGGAAAUGUUGGUGGAUUUACUUGAUCAAACUUUUCAGGCUGGUCUACGUAGAGGCUGCAAUCUAAGCUAUGCAUCUCAGCCAAGUGUAGAGGAAGGUGGUCCUGAUGCUCCGGACGUGCAGUCUAUGCUCGGCAGCUCCACAGAUAAUUCUGAAGGCCAUGUCACAUCAUCAGUGAAUUUUUCUGUUUCUCCAUUUUUCAAGCUCAUUUCUGGUGAUUGGAAAGUCCAUUCUCAAAACCUUGGAAUCUCAUCAGUGACGAAUGCAGGCACAAACAAGGGUUUAAUACAAGAAGGUUUUGAUACUGAGAAUCCAAGCAAAGGAUCGACAACUGUUGAGGAUGAUAUUUUAGAAAAAGCAAAAGACGACUGGAUUGUUUGAGGAAGCGAGCUUGGUAAGACUGAAUGUUUGGUCUGAAUUGUACAUGGUAGAACAAUAGCUUGAAUAAACCAUGUGCUUUCCUUAAUAGAAGUCGAUGUCAUGUGACAAUGGUAUCUAUUGUACAUGUCCUAGCAGGGUGAGCGUUAUUUUUUUUCGAAA